Cervus elaphus (red deer) is the source of this 862-nucleotide messenger RNA. Its product is annotated as formin-2-like. Bases 1 to 735 code for a protein of 244 amino acids. Lineage: Eukaryota; Metazoa; Chordata; Mammalia; Artiodactyla; Cervidae. The record is from RefSeq and is a predicted model, not a curated record. The transcript has 3 exons.
AUGAAUAAUAAAAAUCCAAACACAAGGUACUACGCGAAUCCUUCGUUCCUCUGCGCCAAAGAGGAAGGUUUCGGAGAGGGGGUGAGGCAUGAAAUCUACUUCUGUGGCCAGAGAAAAGGCUGCCGGGGAGAAUUCCUUCCAGCGACAGGAACCUCCUUCGGGUUCAGUGGCCCCAAGGAGCCACAGGAGGGCCACCUCGGAGAGGCCACGGACCGAGGUGCAGCCUGCACACUGAGGUCUUCCUUCAGAAGGCUGGGAACGCCUAGACACCCGCCCCGCCCCGAGAUCGGGGUGUGUCCUCUGAAGGGGGAAGGGGUGCCCGACGUCCUCGCCAAUCCUAGAUGUGGGGUCGCCUCGGGUCGGUGUCCAGCUCCGCGCCCCCAACCCCGGGCGCUGCUCCCGCCCCUGCCCGGCCCGCGGCGGAACGACGCGAGAAGUCAGCUGCCGCCGCCGCCCCUCGGUUACCUCGGUCCCGGCGGCCGCCGCCGCCGCCGCCGCUGCGGAGUCUCAGUCUCAGACACUUGCUUUGCUGAGAAGCCACCGCCGCCAGCGUUCCCUGAACUCUCACUGCAGCCGCCUCCUCCGCCCGGCCCGGAGAACGCUCCCGGCUCCAGAUCCUCCUCUUGGCCCCCGGCAACUGCCAGUUCCAGCUGCCCCAGCAGCUCCGCCGUGCUCCUCCCAACCCCCACUGGCCAACCGCCGUCGCUGCCGCCGCCGCCGCCGUCAGGGCUGUGACUGUCUCAGGCAGCCCGGGACCGGCCGGCUCCGCCCCGCCCCGCGGCCCCGCCCUCUCUGCCCAGGCCCCGCCCCUCCCGGCCACCCGGCCUUUCUUCGGCCGCCGGCUCCGCCCCCUGCCUCGCCC